Lemur catta (Ring-tailed lemur) is the source of this 1694-nucleotide messenger RNA. It is a transcript of the gene SRA1, whose product is annotated as steroid receptor RNA activator 1. Gene Ontology annotation, biological process: regulation of transcription by RNA polymerase II. The coding region runs from base 374 to 1177 and encodes 267 amino acids. Lineage: Eukaryota; Metazoa; Chordata; Mammalia; Primates; Lemuridae. The transcript is spliced from 6 exons. The record is from RefSeq and is a predicted model, not a curated record. Gene Ontology annotation, cellular component: nucleus.
AUCUAAGCUGAGUACUAGGUAGCGAGGCUAGAGAAAAUGAAUGUGUUGAUCGUGCAGGACAGUGAACAGAGUUGAGGCUCUAGAAGUCGAGCUGGUCAGAUCACAGAGGGGCACGUGUGGGACAGGAGCUUCUGGUGGUUCGAACUUGCUCCUGAGAGCAAGUGGGAGCCACUGGAGAGGUCGGACCCAGAGAGGACGAGCGCUCCUAGAGCGCCAGCUCCUGGAAAACAGCCCCGUUUGGUGCCUUGUGACCAGGAUCCCGAAGGUUCAUUAGCUGGAGACCUCGAGUCCCUUAGGCAGUUGGCGCAGGGUCCUCACAAGUGGCUGCGCACGGCUGCGGACCGUCCCAGCAAGGGCUCCAGGCGACUAGCCUAUGGGGAGCCACGCCUCUGCGCGCCGGCCGAGCGGCCGCCCCGGAAAUGACGCGCUGCCCCGCUGGCCGUGCGGAAGUGGCGAUGGCGGAGCUGUACGUGAAGCCGGGCAACCAGGAGCGCGGCUGGAACGACCCGCCGCAGUUCUCAUACGGGCUGCAGACCCAGGCUGGCGGGCCCAAGCGCACGCCACUCACCAAGAGGGUCGCCGCUCCCCAGGAUGGAUCCCCCAGAGGCAAGUUGGCUUUAACCAGGAAAGUUGGACAAUAGGAGGUGAUAAAGGAGUCCCCACCUCAGAGACUUCUGGGCUUCCCGCAAUGGGGCCUCCACCUCCUUCAAGUAAGGUUCCCAGGCCCCCACCUGUGGGGAGUUGUCCUGCCUUUGGUGUGGAGCCCACAAGUUUCCCAGUUGAGUCUGAAGCUCUGAUGGAGGAUGUGCUGGGACCUUUGGAACAGGCAUUGGAGGAUUGCCGUGGCCACACGAGGAAGCAGGUAUGUGAUGACAUCAGUCGACGCCUGGCACUGCUGCAGGAACAGUGGGCUGGAGGGAAGUUGUCAAUGCCUGUAAAGAAGAGGAUGGCUAUACUAGUGCGAGAGCUUUCAAACCACCAGUGGGAUGCAGCAGAUGACAUCCACCGCUCACUCAUGGUUGACCAUGUGACUGAGGUCAGUCAAUGGAUGGUGGGAGUUAAAAGAUUAAUUGCGGAAAAGAGGAGCCUGUCUGCAGAGGAGGAGGCCAAUGAAGAGAAAUCUGCUGCCACAGCUGAGGAGAACCAGACCAUACCAGGCUUCCAGCAGGCUCCAUAAUCCUGUGGGUUCCCCAGACUCACCUGACACAAUCUCCUAUGCCUUGGUGUGGGAGGCCUUCUUUCACUUGGCUUCCUCUUACCACCAGGGAGGCUGUCUGUCUCAUUCAACCUGACUUACCUCUGUGGGAAGAGGUUCCACCUGGGCCAGAGGGAUGUCGUUUGUUACCCAUUAACACAUGCAAUUCAAUAAAAACAUCUCAGUGGUGGGCUUUGGGUAGGUGGGAGAGAUAGAUGAGCCCUUCCUAUGCCAAACUGGUCCCCUCUGUUGUCCUCAACUUCCCUGCUCCCUGUGUACCCUGCAAACUGCUGUUCUCCUUCCUCCAUUUAUCAUGAAGGGCCUUGCUGGGCACGACCAGAUUGCUGACUACCACUUUCCCCAAGAUUAGACUAAAAAGCACAUUCCUCAAAGACUGUCCUGUUUGCACUGUAUCACCCUUGAGGUGCCACAGAGAUUAGAAACACAUUGGGGUUUUUGCUGUGUAAACUGAAGGAUAAAAAAAACCAGAUUACUGAGA